This is a messenger RNA of Caenorhabditis remanei, 240 nucleotides long. RefSeq lists its product as uncharacterized. Bases 1 to 240 code for a protein of 79 amino acids. The record is from RefSeq and is a predicted model, not a curated record. NCBI's taxonomy places the organism in Eukaryota, Metazoa, Nematoda, Chromadorea, Rhabditida, Rhabditidae. The transcript has a single exon.
AUGUCAGUCCUCGGUCACUACCAAGAUGAAUUACUGUUCAUAUGCACAAUGAUUCAGCUGUUUCACUUGGAAAAGAUCGAGACUUCUGGAAAACUGACAACUUUGGAGAUAUUGAACCAGGAACCAACCCAAAAGCUGAUGCGUCAUCACAGUUCAUCGUGUCAAUACGAAACCUGCCCGACAACUACCAUAUCCGAUUUGACCAACACAUGCGGUGAAACGAGAAAACAAGAAAAAUAG